UUUUUCAUUACAGAAUCUUGUUCUUGGUUAAAAAAAAAAUUAUAUUUUCAAGCUCUUUGCUUGUGAAUGGAGUUAUACUUUUGUUGGAGUGCCCUUUUUGAAUUUUAAGUUUGAAACCAAAUUGUAGCAUGCUACUGGAUUCAGUUUCCCAGUGUAUCUCAACAUGAGCUUCUGCAUGCUAAUGUUGAUGUAGUUUUUCUAGAAACUAGAUGCCCGUGGAAAAUUUUCUUUCAGAUUUUUAUCAUGAGGUGGCUCUGGUAGGACAGACAGAUACUUUUCUCUGCAUGCAGUUCCCAACUGCUGGGACAGUAAGAUCAUGAGAAUGUUUAGCUGUUAUCUUUUUUCUUUCUGAUCAUCGGUGAAAACUCAAUAUGAGUGGCAUGAAUGAAGUCCAGUCCAGUCCCAUGAGCAAUAAAAUGAAAAAUCCAGAAAACCAAACAAAUAGUAAUGGUAGAGAUGCCACACCUGGGAGUGAUCUCUGGACAGAUGGACUUAUUUGUGCUUUUGAAUAUGUUACAUCCCAUAGGAGGAUAAGUAGGUCAAAAUAUGGCUCGAAGAUUCAAAGUGUGCAACAAAUAGAAGGUGAGAAUAUGAAGAAGCAAGUGCCUGAGAACAGAGUAUCCGGGGCUUCUGCUCAAAACUUAAUUAGAAAACAUCGAUCGGAAUCUGCAUCUCUUGUUGAGUUGGGACCUGAUCAUGUUGCUCCUUUGGAUAAUCACAUAGACCAUCAGUUUUAUCAGUCAGAUCGCUAUCAUAUGACAGAAAGAUCUUCAGGAAGUCACUGGGUGCCAAUUGGGUGGGCUAGAAUUUCUGAACUCGUCCAAACCGUGCGAGUAGAUGCUGGCUGGGCCUUGCAGCAGUUUGAGGUCACGGAUGAUGAGGAUGAACGUUCUGCUGCAGAUUUAGCAGCUCCUUACUGGGAGCAGCCUGCAGGACCUGUAUGGUGGUGCCAUGUGGCUGCAGGUCACCGGUUUAUUGACACAUGGCUCAGCAAUGCUCAAUGGUUACAUCCUGCUAUCAGAACUGCUUUGCGAGAUGAAAGUCGACUGAUCAGUGAGCGGAUGAAGUACCUUUUAUAUGAGGUCCCUGUAAGAGUUGCUGGAGGGCUAUUAUUUGAGCUUUUAGGGCAGUCCGCAGGUGAUCCAUUUCACGAUGAAGAUGACAUCCCAAUUGUUCUUCGAUCUUGGCAUGCACAACGAUUUCUAAUAACUGCAUUGCACAUAAAGGGAACUGCAUCAAGCAUAAAUGUAUUAGGUAUCACAGAAGUACAGGAAGCACUUUCUGCUGGGGGUUAUAAUCAGCCAAAAACAGUACAUGACAUAAUAGCACUACUAAUGACCCGACUUUCUCGUUGGGAUGAUAGAUUAUUCCGGAAGUCCAUAUUUGGGGCUGCAGAUGAAGUUGAAUUGAAGUUUAUGAACAGGAGACACCAAGAAGAUAUGAAUCUUUUGAGCAUAAUUUUUAACCAAGAAAUCAGAAGGCUAUCAAGACAGAGCGGUGUUUUGCUCUAAAACCCUAAUCAGUUCAUGGAUGGCCAAAGAGGAAACAACCAUGCGUCCAGUCAGUCGGCAACCUAGGAAAGAGUGUCGGAGAUACACUC
Molecule: messenger RNA, 1600 nt
Organism: Vitis riparia (riverbank grape)
Lineage: Eukaryota; Viridiplantae; Streptophyta; Magnoliopsida; Vitales; Vitaceae
Exons: 7
Coding region: 372-1511 (379 amino acids)
Source: RefSeq, a predicted model, not a curated record